Molecule: messenger RNA, 3291 nt
Organism: Rhizoctonia solani
Lineage: Eukaryota; Fungi; Basidiomycota; Agaricomycetes; Cantharellales; Ceratobasidiaceae
Product: Retrotransposable element Tf2 protein
Exons: 1
Coding region: 1-3291 (1096 amino acids)
Biological process (GO): DNA integration
Molecular function (GO): nucleic acid binding
Source: RefSeq, a predicted model, not a curated record
AUGCAAAACUAUCCGACGGAACCCCUCAAAACUUUAAUCGACUCUGGCGCCACAUCCAAUUUUAUAUCCCCCACGAUUGUUGAAAAACUCAAAAUCCCAAAAACCCUGCUCGAAAAUCCAAGAGUAGUGAGGAUGCUAGAUGGUACCAUUUCCCAGACUGGUUGCAUAUGGCACCAGGUCCAACUCGCGGUUUUGGCCAAUGGCCAUUCACAUACCAUUCCCUUCCUUGUCUGUCCUAUUGGAAACACCCCCGCCAUCUUAGGGAUGACUUGGCUCUCAUCUGAAUCUCCCCUCAUUGACUGGCAACAGGGCCUAGUCACAUUCCCAGAGCAAGUACAAAUUGCCUCCGAGGAGGAAGCCGAUCCCAACCCUUUGGCAGAUCUCCCCACACAAUAUCUAGAAUUUGCAAAGGUGUUUGGGGAAGAGGAGUUUAAGGUGCUUCCUCCGCAUAGAGAAUACGACAUAGCCAUAGAUCUCCUGCCAGACGCCAAACUCUCCCCUGGUCCCAUUUACGGCAUGACAGACGCAGAAUCCAAAGCCCUGAAGCAACACAUUGAUGAAGAACUAGCAACGGGCAAGAUCCGCCCCAGCACUUCAUCAGCAGGUGCCCCAGUCAUGUUUGUAAAAAAGGCAGAUGGUUCCCUCAGGCUGGUGGUAGAUUACCGAAAACUCAACGACGUAACCCAUAAGAACGUUUACCCCCUACCAAGGCAAGACGAUCUCAUGGCCAAACUAAGGCAUGCAAAAAUGUUCACAAAACUGGAUCUCCGCUGGGGUUACAAUAACGUCCGGAUCAAGGAAGGUGACGAAUGGAAAACUGCCUUCCGCACCAAAUAUGGGUUAUUUGAAUACUUGGUCAUGCCUUUCGGUCUCACAAACGCUCCCGCCGCAUUUCAACACUUUAUGAAUGACCUGUUCAGGGACCUGAUCGACGUAACAGUGGUAAUUUACUUAGAUGACAUUCUCAUCUUCUCAGAAAAGCCGGAGGAACACCCGCUCCACGUCAGAGAAGUUCUGUCUAGACUAAUGAAGAACCAGUUGUUUUGCAAACUGUCAAAAUGUCAUUUCCACGUCACUACGGUGGAUUACUUGGGCAUCGUCAUAUCUCCAGCCGGCUUCUCCAUGGACCAGAAGAAGAUUGAGGCAGUCACGUCGUGGCCACAGCCCAAGACAAUUAAACAGGUCCAGGCCUUCCUAGGGUUUGUCAAUUACCUCCGCCGGUUUAUCCCCAACUUCAGCUUGGUCGCACGCCCUCUGCAUAAUCUCACCAGAAAGGAAACCCCUUGGUCUUGGGGUAACCUAGAGGAAGAAGCGUUUCAGGAAUUAAAGCUUCUUGUCACCCAGUCACCGGUUCUUAUCCACUCCAACCCGGACCUACCCUACUACCUCGAAACGGACGCAUCAGGGGUGGCAAUGGGAGCAAUACUCAGCCAACGAGGCCCAGACAACCGGUUACACCCCAUUGCUUACAUGUCCAAGUCAUUCUCAGGAGCAGAAGCUAAUUACGACACCCACGAUAAGGAGCUCCUGGCUAUCAUUAAAGCACUAGAGGAAUGGAGGAUAUUCUUGGAAGCAACGGACAGACCGGUACAAGUCUUCACGGAUCAUAGGAAUCUGGAGUAUUGGAUGCAGGCACGGACAUUCAACCGCAGGCAUGCCCGAUGGCGUGUAUUCCUGAGCGAUUUCAACUUUGAAAUCCACUAUCGCCCAGGAAAGCAAUCAGGGAAACCAGACGCCCUAUCCAGACGAUCGGAUUACCUUGAUGUACCACUGGAACCAGAAAUCAUGCUCCCAACAGAGGUCUUUGCAAAUACGUCAGAAGAGGAGCUGGAGAUUGUCACCGAAAUACGUUCUAGGUUGAAAGAAGACCCUUCCCUAGAACAGAUUAUCCAGUUUCUAACAGAGGACGCUGAUAACGCCCCACCAUCCAUACAAAAGGCGUACCGAGAAUAUGACUGGGAGGAAGACUUACUCUGGUACCGUGGCAAACUAGUGGUACCCGACCACGAGCCCCUGAAGGAAAGACUGCUGAAGGAAUUUCAUGACUCUCCCCUGGCAGGACAUCCAGGUCAGCAAAGAACCCUAGAGCUCCUAAGUCAAAACUACUGGUGGCCAGGCAUGAAGUCCUCAGCCAAGGAAUGGGUGGAAUGUUGCCCAACUUGCCAAGCAAACCGUCAAGCCCAUGCACCGGUUAUAGCCCUGAAACCCCUGGAAGUCCCACCGUACCCUUUUCACACUAUAUUGUACGACUUCAUCACCGGGUUCCCCAAGUCCCAGGGCCAUGAUGCUAUCCUUGUGGUUAUUGAUUCAUUUUCCAAGUUUGGGCACUUCAUCCCUACAUCCAAGAAAGUCACAUCCAAAGGGUUGGCGGACUUAUUUGUAACGCAUAUCUGGAAACUCCACGGCUUACCAAUCAAGACCGUCUCAGACCGCGGUACCACGUUCACGGGAAAGUUUCUCCGAGCACUCUACCAAAGAUUGGGGAUCAAACCUUCCUUCUCCUCUGCUUACCACCCAGAAUCCGACGGACAAACAGAAAGGGUUAAUCAAUUCAUCGAAUUCUACCUAAGGUCAUACGUAGCAGCCGAUCACUCAGACUGGACCACUUGGCUUCCCUUAGCGGAAUAUGCGUAUAAUAACGCCAAACACGCGUCCACAGGAAAAACCCCCUUCGAACUGGUUUACGGAAGGAAUCCAGUGAUGAACCCCUCCAAUGUCCCAGCCAACGUACCAGAGGCAGAUGAGGUAGCAGACACCCUAGCUCGGGAAUGGAAAGAAGCCGAGUCAGCCCUCAGACUAAGCAAGGAACGGAUGACCAAGAACCAAGGAACAAUACCAGAGUAUUCAGUAGGAGAAAAGGUUUGGCUGGAUGGAAAGAACGUAGAAUUAAGGACAAAUUCAAAUAAACUGGAUCCCAAACAACUUGGUCCCUUCAAAAUAGUCGAAAAAAUCUCUAGUCACGCCUACCGCCUAGAGCUACCAGAGACCCUGAAGAUCCAUGACGUGUUCUACGUUGGAUUGCUAUCCAAAACCCACAAAUCCCCAAGCCAGCCAUUCCCGGACCAACCUCCCCCUGAAACAAUAGAGGGAGAAGAAGAAUACGAAGUAGAACAAAUCAUAGACUCCAAACGACAACGGGGUAAAUGGUUCUACUUAAUAAAAUGGAAAGGAUAUGGCCCGGAAGAUAACUCAUGGGAACCGGAAGAGCUGCUGGAACACAGCCAGGAAGAAAUAAAGCGGUUCAACCAAGCUAGACUCAGAAAGGCUUGUGACGCCGCCAAGAGCCUUUAA